AUGCGCGAACCAGAUGAAUGUUCAGAAUCUAAUCGUGGACGUAGCGGGCUUGUUGUACAGAUACCUGAAGAACCUUCUGAGCUGGUUUCAGUGAAGGUUUUUAUUAAGACCUCCAAUUGUCCAAAACGUGUUGAACUUUGUAGUGGUUGCUCGAAUAAAAUAAAACAAUUCCUUUGCGGUGAAUCUCCAGACAACGAUCUUAAUGAAGAACUUAAUGCGUCAUUUUGUAAUUCGGAUCAAAAUCAUGUCAAUGAACGAGUAACUACUAAUUCACCUUUAGAAGGAGUAAAUGGAGUUUUAAACGGGACUGAUUCUUUAAAGGAUAACAACAAUGAACAAAAUUCUAUUGAGGACAUAAAUUCUAAUGAAGUUGUUAAUGAAACUCAAGAAUUUACUAAUUGUGAUGGUUGUUUGGUUUCUGAUGUGGAAGUUGACUCAAUAAAUAAUUUUGUUGAAACUGAAACAAAUAAUUUGUUAGAAGAAAUUGACCUUGCAAAUUCGCCUAUUCAAAUAACAACAUGUGUCCCACCAGCUCUUUCAACGAAUGAGAUUGGAGAAUUAGAUGCAGACAGGGCAGAUAUGGCUAUUGGGGCUUUAAGUAUUAAUCCAGAACGGGACCGUUUUAUCGACUUUAGCGAGCCCUGGUUAUAUCAUGGAAUUCAAAUACUUGAACGUUGGUCUUUAUGGUUUUCUUGGGGUGUUCUUUUAAAUUCUGGUGUUUGUGAAAAGACUCCGAGAAGUUUUAGUGCUCGAGUUUUGGGAUUAGCUUGGUGUGGAUUUUGCAUGUCUUUAUGGUUUUCUUGGGGUGUUCUUUUAAAUUCUGGUGUUUGUGAAAAGACUCCGAGAAGUUUUAGUGCUCGAGUUUUGGGAUUAGCUUGGUGUGGAUUUUGCAUGAAAAAUCCAAAUAAUGAAAUUAAUAUUGAUUAUGGACACUCUACUUCUAUGGAGAUUGAUAAAAUUUUGGACAAAGAUGGUGGUGUUAGUGAAAUUAUUUCAAAUAAUUUAAUGAAGGAUAUAAGCAUUGACGGAGCCUUUGAAAAUCUUAACUCUGCAAUAAGUACCAUUAAAGAGCAACAAAUAAAAAUAAAUAAUGCGGCUGAUGAAGAAGCGAUAGAGAAGUGUGGAAUGGGGAAUUGCGAAGUGAUAAUUAAAAAUUCUGAUUUUGAUCGGCUUGCAAAAAUUAUCGAGAGUAGUCAAAGGCGAAAGAACAUUAUUAAUAGCUCUGUAGAGGAUGACGACAUCAACGCCGAGUUGGACAGGCAAAUAAGGAAGGUGGAUAAUCUUCUACGUGGAGGAAAUCGUAAAUCAAGGAAGAAUGCUAUCCCUUCCCCUAAAGUUUAUGAUACUGAAUGUGAGGAUAGUGAGCACGUAAAUGAUGAGAACGAAAAUCAAUCUAGUGCUGGUUCGACUGUAUCAGAUUCUCAGAAACCAAAAAAUUCUGUUCUAAGAAAGCGUAAUUUGAGAUCACUCCUUGCUAAACAAUCAAAAAAUUCGAGCGAAAAUGGAAGCAAUGCAAGUAGUGAUUGGCUUUCAAAGAAUAAUGCUGAAAAAAGUGAGGCUUCUACUGAGAGUCCUGACGAAAGUGAUUCUGACACAGAUGAUACUUUUGUUGAAGCACCGAAGUUGACGCCAGCUCAGCGACAGACUGACGCAGAAGUGAGACGUUUACUUCGUGAUACUCGCGUUAAAAUUUCUGAUAGUGAUGAUUCUGAUGCUACUGUAAUAAAAACUGAUGGGGAUGAUUCUGAUAGCGACUCAGAAAGAAAGAAUCGAAGAGCUAAAUCCAAAAGACUGAAACUCAAGGAUCCUAAUUCUGAUGAAAAUGACGUUUCAAAUAAACCGUCCUCUUCUAAAAUAAUUUCACCAGACGAACCAAAAAAACGAAUGACUGCCAAAAAAUCUCAUAUAGGCAAAAAUCGCAAAGGCACAAAUUUGGACGGUCCAAAUAGGAAGAAAAGGCGGAUUAUUUAUUCUGACGAUGAUGGAGAUGUUCAUUCAUUAGAUGGAGACGAAAAUAAUAAAAUUAGUGAUGAGGAGAAUUUUCAAAAACAAGUAGGCCGAAGGAAAGUUAUUCCGAAGGAAAAAUUGGCUCAAGCGACUAAAGACGCGGAGAAAGCUGAAAAGGAGCGACGAAAGCGGUUAGAGGAGAAACAGCGCGAGUUCAAUGGGAUUGAAAUGAUCAUUGAUGAGUCUGGCAAUACAUCUCUAAUCAGUAUAAUGAACAAUCUGUUCCCAAAUUGAAAAAUAUCAUUUUGGACCGAGACAGUGAGAGUAAUGCUCCAGUUCCCGUUCGAGUACAUCCAUUUCUCGUCAAAGUGUUGAAGAA
Messenger RNA from Meloidogyne enterolobii, 2326 nucleotides. Lineage: Eukaryota; Metazoa; Nematoda; Chromadorea; Rhabditida; Meloidogynidae. The record is from the annotation of a GenBank genome assembly.